GCACGGGAAGAAGAAGCGGCUCUUGCUCACGCUGUCUGGUGGUGGUACUGUGGCUGGCUAACCAUUGCUCUGUAGUACAUUAUGGCUGCUUCAAAGCCAGUCGAGCCGCAGUCCGGGACUGGACUACCCCGCUGGCAGCUGGCACUGUUAGUCGGGACUCCCAUCGUGCUGGGAGUGGGGGCGGUUUACCUCUGGAACCGCAGCAGGACGAAGGAAAGGAAAGGGACCGGGGAGCGGAAAACACCAGAAGGUAGCGCCAGUCCCGUGCAGGGCCAAGACGGCGCAGCUCGAGCCAGUCGAGAGCAGGAGAACAUGAGCCCCUUGGAUCGGGCCCAAGCAGCAAAGAACAAGGGCAACAAGUACUUCAAGGCUGGCAAAUACGAGAAUGCCAUCCAGUGCUACACAGAGGCCAUUGCUCUCUGUCCCACAGAGCAGAAGGCUGAUUUAUCAACAUUUUACCAGAACAGAGCAGCAGCCUAUGAACAGCAGAUGAAGUGGACAGAAGUGGUACAGGACUGCUCUCAGGCCGUGGAGCUAAAUCCACGCUAUGUUAAGGCUCUGUUCAGGAGGGCUAAAGCUCUGGAAAAACUAGACAACAAGAAGGAGUGCUUAGAGGAUGUCACAGCAGUGUGUAUUCUUGAGGCUUUCCAGAACCAACAGAGCAUGCUGUUAGCAGACAAAGUACUGAAACAGCUGGGGAAAGAGAAGGCCAAAGAGAAGUACAAGAACCGUGAGCCGAUGAUGCCUUCUCCUCAGUUCAUCAAGUCCUACUUUAGCUCAUUCACUGAUGACAUCAUCUCACAGCCCCUGCAGAAGGGCGAGAAGAAAGAUGAAGACAAGGACAAAGAGGGCGAGGCAGCUGAGGUCACCGAGAGCUCUGGCUACCUGAAGGCAAAGCAGUACAUGGAGGAGGAGAACUAUGACAAAAUCAUCAGCGAAUGCACCAAGGAGAUCGAGUCAGGUGGUCGGUACACUGCUGAGGCCCUGCUGCUGCGCGCCACCUUCUUCCUGCUGAUUGGUAACGCUACUGCUGCUCAGCCUGAUUUGGACCGGGUAAUCAACAUGCAGGACGCCAAUGUGAAGCUACGAGCCAAUGCUUUGAUCAAGCGUGGAAGCAUGUACAUGCAGCAGCAGCAGCCUCUGCUUUCUACACAAGACUUUAACAUGGCGGCAGAGAUUGACACACGCAACCCUGAUGUGUAUCACCACAGGGGUCAGCUGAAGAUCCUGUUGGACCAAGUGGACGAGGCAGUGGGAGACUUUGAUGAGUGCAUCCUGCUCAGGCCGGACUCUGCUCUGGCCCAAGCACAGAAAUGCUUUGCUCUAUACAGACAAGCAUAUACUGGAAACAACCCAACACAGGUACAGAAAGCUAUGGACGGCUUUGAGGAUGUUAUCAGGAGGUUCCCAAAGUGUGCUGAGGGCUAUGCUCUUUACGCUCAGGCUUUGACGGAUCAGCAGCAGUUUGGAAAAGCAGACGAGAUGUAUGAUAAGUGUAUCGAGCUGGAACCAGACAACGCUACAACAUAUGUCCACAAGGGGCUGUUACAGCUUCAGUGGAAACAAGACCUUGACUUGGGUCUAGAGCUCAUCAGUAAGGCCAUUGAAAUUGACAACAAGUGUGACUUUGCCUAUGAAACUAUGGGAACCAUUGAAGUGCAGAGGGGGAAUCUGGACAAGGCAAUAGAAAUGUUCAACAAGGCGAUUAACCUCGCCAAGUCAGAGAUGGAGAUGGCCCAUUUGUACUCGUUAUGUGAUGCAGCGUACGCCCAGACAGAAGUGGCCAGGAAGUAUGGGCUGAAACCUCCAACACUGUAACGUCUCUGCCAACUGAUCGCCAAUCUCAGUCUGCAUUGCUGAACAUAACUGUGUUAAAAGUGCAAAUGUCUGACUUUCUUUGAUUUGUCAAAAAAAAUGAGUACUGGAUAAUGUGAGAAAAAGGAAGAGCCCUGAAUAUAUAUAUAUAUAUAUAUAUAUAUACUGUGUUUACAUCACAUUAAAGGGGUUUGUUAUCAUGGAAAAGAAGGAUUUCUAUUCACAAUCAAACCGAGGCUGCCGGGUCAUUGGCUUGGGGGUUGUUUUGGGGGGUGGGCGGGGGGCUUAUUCCACUGGCACUUAAUUCAACCAGAACAUUAUGACCUUUUUAUUGCUCGGAAUAAAGAGAAGGAUUAGGUCAUCCAGUGAGAAAAACAUACAUGAAUGGCCACAUAUACCUGUCUAAAUUACUCGUAAUUAUUUAAAUAGAGAAUUGAAAUGUGCACAGUCUGUUGAAACAUUUACUGACUUUAAGGCUUCUGUGACACUCAGAUCUACAGAAAAUACUCUGAGAGCUUUAUGUAGUUCUAAUGGACUGUUCACUUGUUAAUUUAUGUUGAUCUAAAGUGUUUUUGUCCAGCUACUUCCAUAUUGUAACAUACAUUGUCAGUUUUGGAUGCAAGAUUAAAAUUGUAGUCAAAUGUCUGUGUUUGUAAUGCUGGAAUUGAUCCCGGGAAACGGGGCAACAGAGAGGUUAGUUUAGUGUGUUCAAGUGUUUUUUUUUAAUGAUGGGAUGGCCUGUUUUCUUUUUUUUAUAUACUUUGUUCAGCAUGUUCACUUUAUAAAUGUAAAUGCAUUGCUUGUGCUGUCUUUAACACUAGGAAAGCCCCAACUAUAAGAUACUUUUGGCAAAAAAUUUAACCAGCUUUGUCUUUAGUUUUAUGAAAAUGUUAUUUUUGAAUUGCCCGCGUGUCAGGAGAUGUCAGUGUUUUUUCCUAGCUCACUUUAAGAAACAUGAUUUAUUUUCUAUUUUAUGGUAAAAUGUUUAUUUUCAUGCUACAUUUGGUUUCAUCUUUUGACAGAGUAGACGUAAAGACAGUGAUUUUAUCUUAUUUUUUCUUUCUCUCCUUUUCAAAUUAUCUUCUCACAACCCCAGGCCUUACUGUUUCCAGCCUACAUGCAGCCCUGAGAAUCUCUUGGUACAGUGUAUGAUUUGGUUCUCAAGUAGCAUCCAUACACUGUAAAAAUAAAUAAUAAUAGUAAUGUUAAAUGAAAAAAUAAAAAGCCACCGCUGCUGAAUGUUUGUAUGUUAGAGACACUUUCAAUUUUUAGAAAAACUAAAUUGAAACAUCCGGCAUUCAUUCAUGUAGCAGCAGUAAUGGCUGUAUUUCAUUGAAUGUGUGGUAAUACCAAAGAACCAAAUCAUGCAUUCCAGCUGCAGUUGGUGGGGAUUACUUCACAUCAAAAAUCAUCUUUCUCAAACUUAAAGAAACAAAUGGGGAGUUCAUUUGGGAGAAACCUUCAGCAGUUAAUCUGCAGAUAUCCACUGAAUUCAGGCUGCUUGAUAGAAAGUCAGCGAUGUGUAUGGUGACCAAAGUGAAAGAAUAUGAAUGCUAAUAAAGUUAUAAUUCCUGGAA
Messenger RNA from Toxotes jaculatrix (banded archerfish), 3392 nucleotides. It is a transcript of the gene tomm70, whose product is annotated as translocase of outer mitochondrial membrane 70 homolog A (S. cerevisiae). Gene Ontology annotation, molecular function: protein binding. NCBI's taxonomy places the organism in Eukaryota, Metazoa, Chordata, Actinopteri, Toxotidae. Bases 82 to 1818 code for a protein of 578 amino acids. The record is from RefSeq and is a predicted model, not a curated record. The transcript has 12 exons.